GCCUCCUUUACUCGUGGUCUAGCUCAUUCUUCUUUCGACUCCGCUACUGACAGCUCGUCCGUACAUUUCCUACGUUGUUGGCAUCAAGCCUUAUGGCACUAAUGGCCCAUUUUCUUUCUUAUAGCUGUGGUCCCACUACUCUUUAAAAAUUCCGCCGAAAAAGAGAAGACGAUUUUCCAGAACAUUGUGGCCGUUAUCUCACGGCUCCAUACACUCUGUGUAUAGGCGCUACCCAGAAGGCCUAGGGGAGGUCCUCCACCGCGAGCAGUUCGACUUCAACGCCGAGCCACCUUGGGAUCCUAGCUGAUAGCGGGAGAGGGCCAUCUCCCAACUUGUCCAUUUUGUUGCAUACCCAGCAGGCUCGGUAAACUCCCUUUAUGAUCGUUGGAUUUGCGGAAUACGGUUGAGAUGAAAGAUUUUACAGAUGAACCAAACUACACCAUUGAACUACUGGAGGGACGAACGACCCUUGAGGACGUCAUCGAUAACCACAUUUAUGAACAAGCUUUGGUUGAAAAGAAUGCAUUUGUUGUGGCCGACCUUGGGGCCCUGAUGCGUCAGCACGUGCUCUGGCGGAACAGCAUGCCCCAGGUCCGACCCUUUUACCCGGUCAGAUGCAACAGCAGCCCUGCUGUCAUCGAGGUCCUGGCUGCACUCGGAGUCGGCUUUGUCUGUGCAAACAAGGCGGAGGCCACUCUAGUGCUGAACAGUGAUGUCGCCCCUGAGAACAUCAUCCUCUCCGGCGCAUGCAAACAACUGGCUUACCUCAAAUACGCCGCCAAGAACGGAAUCAGUUACCUAGUGUGUGACAGCGAGACUGAAUUGUGCAAGAUAACCCGCGCUCACCCCAAUGCCAAGCUGCUGCUGCAGGUCUCCACGGAGCCCCACGCUGAAGAGGCCAGCAUGUCCUUUGGCUGCUCCUUGAAGAGCUGCAGGCACCUGCUAGAGAUGGCCAAAGAGCUGGGCGUGCAGGUGGUAGGAGUCACAUUUCAGGUACCAGCCUCUUGCAAGGACCCCGAGGCAUACACCCAUGCCCUAUCGGAUGCCCGCUGUGUGUUUGACAUGGGGGAGGAGCUCGGCUUCAACAUGAGUAUUCUAGAUGUAGGUGGUGGGUUCAGUGGCUCUGAAACCCAGCUGGAACAGGUCCAUGCUGCUAUGAAACCCUUGCUUGAAGCUUAUUUCCCCCCCAUGUCUGGAGUGAGUGUCAUCGCAGAACCUGGAAGCUUCUAUGUGUCCUCCACGUUCACCCUGGCUGUCAAUGUCAUUGGCAAAGAAGUGGUGGCAAGAGACCUCCAAGACCAGCUCCAGGACAAGUUGACCCCCAAUGAUGAGCCGGAAUUCCUGUACUACAUGAGCGAGGGCGUUUACGGAUCAUUCGUGGGCAAGUUACUGGGAGGCACCGUCCCGCUCCCCUCAGUGCACAAGACAUCCAUGGCAUCUGAGGAGCUGCUGUUCUCCAGCAGCCUGUGGGGGCCGACGUGUGACACACUGGACCAGGUGGUGGAGCGCUGCCUGCUGCCUGAGCUGCUGGUCGGGGAUUGGCUCAUCUUCAGCAACAUGGCCUCCCUCAGCUACGGGGAGCCCACUACCCUCAGCAACCCUGACAAGCCCACCGUAUACUACACAAUCGCUACAGCAGACUGGUACGACAUGCAGGAGGCCGGCAUCCCCAUCGAAUCCACCAUGAAGAACUUCUCAUUGGUCCAAUAUGACAUGUAACUCUGCCCAGGCCAAGCCACCUUAAUUUAAACGUGACAUUUGCCAGGUCCUCCUACCCAUGAGCGGCCAAAAGAUUGGUCUUUCAACAUUCCAGCUGUGGGUGGAGCUAAAUCAAAGUGGUGUCACUGGGAACAGAAAUGAUUCGGCGUGCAUACCUCAAUUCUCAAUGUUCAAAAGAUGUUCUGACUUUUUUUUGCCCCUGCGAAAAAGGAAGGAAUACUGGAAGCCCCAACAUUCUUUGACUACAUAUGCAACAAAAUGGACGACUUUGGAGAUGGCAUGCUCACUCUUGGGCUUUUUUCCUAAUCAAAUACAGUUUACAUAAAUGUUUGAUUAAUUUAAUUUUAUUAUAUAUAUAUUGAUUACCUGUUGGCAGUCUUGUAAAUCAGUUGUCUGUUCAACACGAGGCAGUUUUAUCUGUAUUAAGAAUCUAAUGUGAUUUCGAAAGAAUUAGAAUCAUGAAUUAACAACUACGUGCUGUGGCCAUGUGUGUCAGGAGAGACCAUGAACCAUGAUUUUAUGACCUUGUCCAUUGUCGGAAGAUCACUUUUCCCUGGGUUUGUAGAAUAAUGGAGAGGGGAAGGGUGCAGAUCAAGGCUCAACUGCCAAAUUCAUUCUCAAAUGUGUUGUCUACCUGCAGUGUCUCAUUCAACAGUAUUUCCCAAGGUAGCACUCCUUGGUUUAGUGUGCUGUGAUUGCCAUGGUGACCUCAUAAACGCUCACACUACAUGAGUGUGUUCACGGUAGUUGAAGAUGUUCCUACUGGUACAAUGUAAACAUCAGGCUGUUCCUCAAGUCCAUUGUAUGGAGGCUUAAGAUUGUAAUUGUUUGGAGAAAUAUUGGCUGAAAACACUCAUUUAUUUGUCUAACCACAGAUUUAAGGUACUUCCACCAAUCAACCAACAGGUUUAACAGUUUCAAGCCUUUAUCACUGUUAGGUUUGCAUCUCUGUUAGUCCUGUGCAGUUCAAAGCCUAGUCAACAUAACUCCAUCCACUCCAUUUUUUUAACCGCACCCUUUGGUUGAAAAGGUAAUGUAAAUUAAUUUUGGCACUAAUGGACCAUAGCCUGUUUUUGACUGUAAAAUUGUGCUUGUUAAUGUAAUGAAAGUGAUUAAUUUAAUACAUCUCCAAGACUGAA
Molecule: messenger RNA, 2858 nt
Organism: Clupea harengus (Atlantic herring)
Lineage: Eukaryota; Metazoa; Chordata; Actinopteri; Clupeiformes; Clupeidae
Gene: azin1b
Product: antizyme inhibitor 1b
Biological process (GO): negative regulation of protein catabolic process; positive regulation of polyamine transmembrane transport
Cellular component (GO): cytoplasm
Molecular function (GO): ornithine decarboxylase activator activity; ornithine decarboxylase activity
Source: RefSeq, a predicted model, not a curated record